This is a messenger RNA of Chenopodium quinoa (quinoa), 1122 nucleotides long. RefSeq lists its product as uncharacterized. The transcript is spliced from 2 exons. The record is from RefSeq and is a predicted model, not a curated record. Bases 1 to 1122 code for a protein of 373 amino acids. Lineage: Eukaryota; Viridiplantae; Streptophyta; Magnoliopsida; Caryophyllales; Amaranthaceae.
AUGGCUGAUUGGGGUAAUAUACCCAACGACAUUGCCACAAUCAUUGCUGAGCAUCUGCUCUUCUUGGAAGACUUUGAGGCUUUCGGCUUCGUCUGUUCUGGUUGGAGAACAGCCGCAAAGCAAGCCAAGUUUCGAGCCAACGUGGACAUAUUUUCCCCAUCAUCACCCAAACCCAAGUCGGUAUGGCUCAUGCUACCCGAACUCGAUGAUACCUCGAACCAACGCCGCUUUUACAGCCUCUAUAACCGCAAAGUCCGCACAGCCAACCUCCCUCUGUCGUCGAACCCCAACAACAGCGACAUAAGGUUGUUAUCGUCGCAUGGAUGGUUGCUGUCUGUCGCUGAAGACAGUGAUAAUCUGUGUAUUGUCAACCCGUUGUCUAAUGCCAUAAUUAACCUUCCUAAGUUUAGGUUCUGGAACCAUUUAUUAGGCGGUUUUAGUUACUAUACAUGUUAUGGUGUGACACUAUUUGAGAAAUUCAUCUUAUCAGGGAACCCGUCGUUGUCUAGUGAUUUCACAAUCGCCCUCGUUUUGGCCGAGCCUUAUGCUAACUUAUGUUGCCGUCAUGAGAUCAUCUCUUUCUGGAGGAACGGCAAUCAUCAAUGGGAACCACUUUUGGAGGACGGAGGACUUGAUGACUUUGUAAAUUUCUAUAAUGAUAUUAUUUUUUACAAGGGAAACUUUUAUAGCGUUGAUGAUCGUGGAAUCAUUUGGUGUUACGAAUUAGACCACUCAGGUUGUCCUCAUGAGCGGGUGGUUGCUGAUCUUAAGACCCAGUUGCCCGAUGAUUAUUCGCCCUACGUAUUCGAGCUGAAUGUUGAUAAUGGGGAAGCUAAGAGUGUUCCUAACUUGGGUGAUGUAGCGAUUUUCGUGGGUUGCAACUCCUCCUUCUCGGCAAAGGCAUCUUCUGCUCAUGGCAUCAAACACAACUCUAUUUAUUUUACUGAUGAUUAUAGGCCAGCACAUGAUUCUGGAAGGAGAUUAAAGUCCAAAAGCAGAGGCUUUAUUGAAAUGGGCAUCUUCAGUUUGACAGAUGAAAAUAGACAUCAGCUUGAUUUCGUUGAACAACCACAUUUUAGUGAAUAUGCACCAUAUAUGUGGCUUGAAGAUCCAAGUUUAUGA